Molecule: messenger RNA, 555 nt
Organism: Dendronephthya gigantea
Lineage: Eukaryota; Metazoa; Cnidaria; Anthozoa; Malacalcyonacea; Nephtheidae
Product: zinc finger protein 19-like
Exons: 3
Coding region: 1-555 (184 amino acids)
Biological process (GO): regulation of transcription by RNA polymerase II
Cellular component (GO): nucleus
Molecular function (GO): RNA polymerase II transcription regulatory region sequence-specific DNA binding; DNA-binding transcription factor activity, RNA polymerase II-specific
Source: RefSeq, a predicted model, not a curated record
AUGAACAUGGCGGAUGAGCAGGCCCACAAGAAAUCGUUGAAAAAACCAAGUGGAUGGAAUCAAUUCUAUCAAGGAGUUGCUCCUGAGAUAGCAAGUAGACUUGGGCAAGAACAUGAAAUAGGGAAAAUAAGUAAAGUUGCUUCAGGGAUGUGGCGGAAACUUGGUACAUACAGAAGGAAGGAAUGGAGGGAUGAAGCUCAGAGGAAAAGGGAAGACUGGGACACCGGUUUACUUGAGGUAGAGCAGAAAUGCAAGUUAUGUGACAAAUCAUUUGUACGUCAACGGGAUCUGAGAUAUCAUGAAAAAGGAUGUGGCAAGAUGCAUUGCAGUGACUGUGGUAAAGAAUUUUCUCAUAAAGAAUUCCUCAAGUCACAUAUUGUUAAGGAGCACCAACAAGCAUUUAAAUGCGAUGAAUGUGGGAAAGCAUUUCACAGUAAGCGAAACCUAGGAAGACACCAGGUGACACAUACCAAGGCAAAAGUAACAUGUGAGGUCUGUGGGUCACAAAUUAAUAGUACUAGCCAAAAACGGCAUAUGAAACUGAAACAUUGUUAA